AUGUCGGAACAGAUGGAGAGCUCGACAAUCGCACCUUCGUUUGAUGAACUUCCCGGGCCUGAUAUGGAUUGCGAAUCUCCUGGUCUUGGACCAAGUACAGAAACCUCCGAAUUUACACCUACAUGCACUCUCCACCUCGCACAUGAUCACAUCACCCUAUCCGAUGUUGAUGAGCAUGAGGAUGAAGACAUGGAUCCUGGGAGCAUAGCAGCCACCCGAGGGUCAGAGGAUGCCGCAUCUAGUUCUCAGAUGCGAGACGACACACGUUCGGGACUUGGACCAGAGACGGAAUUGGAAGCAGACCGCACGGCAACGAUAGAGGAGAUCAAGAUAGCAGAGGAGUUUAUUCGUUUACUGAAGCAGGCUUCACUAGAGACUAGCGGGCUUGAUGCUAAUACCAUACAUCGCCUCCACCAUCCCAUCGAGGCCCCCCUUGAUAUCGACGAUCCCGAUCUGCUGCUAUCGAUUGAAAUAUUCCUCUCCGUGACUAACGCAUCACAAGUGACAUACACAGCCGUGCGCAGUGCAAUCCUCCACCAUUACCCCGAGAAUACCAUCCUCACUUUUGACCAGGUGAAGAGCAAGAUUGCCGAGCUGAGCGGCGUAGUCCCCAUUAUCCAAGACAUGUGUGUCAACACAUGUCUAGCCUACACUGGUCCAUUCGCCGAGCUAGACCAGUGCCCGACAUGUGGAGAACCGCGCUAUGAUACUACGAGCAAUGGCAAGAAGCGCAUCGCUUGCCAAGAAUUUCACACCAUUCCAGUCGGUCCUCAGUUACAGGCUCUGUGGAGAUCUCGUGAAGGUGCUACGGCCAUGCAUCAUCGUAGUCGUCGCACACAUGAGAUUCUGGAGUGGCUUCGCGAGCAUAAUAACCAGCUGUACGAAUAUGACGACAUAUACCACGGAUCUGCCUAUCUCAAAGCUGUUCUCGAGAAUCAGAUCGGCACCGACGACAUGGUCCUUCUUAUGUCGAUUGACGGUGCGCAGCUUUAUGAAAGCAAGGCCUCGGAUUGCUGGAUCUACAUCUGGGUAGUUUUAGAUCUAGCACCGGAGCUUCAUUACAAGAAGAAGCACGUCCUCCCUGGUGGUUUCAUACCCGGUCCGCAUAAACCCAAGAAUCUCGACUCCUUUCUGUUUCCUGGCCUUGGGCAUCUAAUGGCACUACAGAAGGAUGGUCUUUACAUCUGGGAUGCUUCAGAUGAACACACUUUCCGAUCGAAUCCAUUUCUAGCCAUGGUGACGGCUGAUGGUCCUGGAAUGGCUCAUGUAAAUGGUCUGGUGGGUCAUCACGGAGCUCAAGGUUGUCGUCUCUACUGUCCACUCAAAGGACGUCAUAAAGCCGGUGGCCCACACUAUUAUCCAGCUCUUCUCAAGCCAGUAGACUACGAGGUUGAUGGUUGUGAUCACGAUGAUGUCUCCUGGUGUACUCUCAUGCCAUUGUCUCCGGAGCAGUAUGCAGAGAACCUUGUUUACGUGCGCACAUCCCCUAACGAUACUCAAUAUAAGGCGCACUGCAAGCAAACUGGUAUCGCCAAGCCGAGUAUUCUCAGCGGCCUCUCUCGUAUUCUGCUUCCACCUACAUGCUGUGUGCUCGAUCUCAUGCACCUCGCAUCUCUCAAUAUUCCAGACCUGCUCAUCCCUCUAUUCCGUGGAAUGCUCGAGUGCGACAAAGAUGACGAUAAAUCAGAGUGGGAUUGGGUAGUUCUUGUAGGUGAGAUCUGGCAGAUUCAUGGCAAGAUGGUUGCAGAUGCACGCCCGUAUCUUCCUGGGUCAUUUGACCGACCAUCGCGAAAUCCUGCAGAGAAGAUAUCUAGUGGAUACAAGGCCAAGGAAUUCCUGAAUUAUGUCUAUGGCUUUCUCCCGGCUCUCUUGCGACCGAUUCUGCCUGAAAAAUAUUGGCGUAACUUUUGCAAACUCGUACUCGCUGUUCGGAUAUUUCACCAGUGCAAGCUCACUUCUGCACAGCUCAAGCUUGCACAUACAACAAUGCUCGAGUUCAUUGAGGAGUUUGAACUUCUCUAUUACCAACGUCUUCCUUCUCGUCUACAUUUCUGUCGACCUUGCACUCACACCCUCGGACAUCUGGGCCCCGAAGUAGUUCGUCUUGGUCCACUUAUUUACUACACUCAGUGGAAAAUGGAGCGCACGAUUGGAAAUCUUGGCGAAGAGAUCAAACAGCCAUCUAAUCCUUACGCCAAUUUAUCACAACGUGGUUUACGGCGUUCUCAAGUCAAUGCGGUGAAGAUUAUGGUACCUCAUCUCGGUGUCCUAGGAGAGAAGGACAAUUCUCAGGAUGAAAAGACGGUGCAACUUAAUAGUGGGUACAAUCUCCGGCAUCCUCGGCAAAAGGCAGGACAGCAUAUUCGGGCUGUAGGAGAAGUUAAUGCAAUUCGGAGGUACAUGAUAGACCACAGGCUACUCACAUCCAUGGCGGCGAAGGAUUGGGAUCCAAAACUGGCCAAGUGGGCUCGUUUGGGCCUACCGAAUGGACAGAUAGCACGUUCGGUAUAUGGCGAGGGCAAACGUACUGACGAAAAUGUGCGCAUGUCUCGCAAUGUCAAACUCGAUAUUAAUGGGACAACUCAUUUCGGUGAAGUUCAGUAUUACUUUCAAGCUGAAACAGGUCACGCACAAAGUUCGGCCCUUGCAGUGAUACGUUUAUAUUCUGAGCCAGAUGCGAUCAUCUUGCAGCGCUCCUACAACACCGUAUGGAUGUGUCAUCCUCAAGGGGAUGCUGCGCUAAUGGUUGUGGAUAUUGAGAAUAUCAUUGCAGUCGUUGGCAUGAUUCCAGAACCAUUCUAUGGUGGUGCAGGAGCCGGAGAGCAGGCGGAGAGAUCAGAUCGAUUUUUUGUUGUUGAGAAGACAGGCUUGGAGGUUGGACUGAUGGUGGGCAAGUUGCAAUCAGUGGAGAAUGAUUGA
Sparassis crispa is the source of this 2919-nucleotide messenger RNA. RefSeq lists its product as hypothetical. The transcript is spliced from 3 exons. Lineage: Eukaryota; Fungi; Basidiomycota; Agaricomycetes; Polyporales; Sparassidaceae. The record is from RefSeq and is a predicted model, not a curated record. The coding region runs from base 1 to 2919 and encodes 972 amino acids.